CUUCAAAAAGUACUAAAAAAAUCCUUAAACUUCAAUUUUUGGGACCAAUUUUGUCCUUCCGUCAGUUAAUUGCUGACGUGGCAAAAUUUUCGAUUAACAAAUUCAAUUUUUAUUAAUAUUAAAUAUUACCUGAAAAUAAAAUGAGUGAUGUGGCAUUUUUAAUUAUAAAACUAUUGUGAUUUGGCACAAAAAUAUAAUUUAAUAAAUAAAAAUUUCUUUUCUUUCUUUUUUUUCUUUCCUUUUCUUUUUUUCUCUCCUUCUCUUUCCUUUUCUCCUUCCCCUCCCUACUGGAUCUGAUAUACAUUUGUAAAGGAAUUGAUUUUUUGAAUCAGAUCUAUUGGUCAUUAUUAUUAUUGUGCGAGGAACCAAAUUUGAGUUCUAUUAGAGAGGAGGUUUGUAGAAGAAGUAGAUGGUGAUUGGAGUGGUAAUAAAUGAUCGGAACAACGAGGGAUGAUCGGUGUUGAUUGGGUUGCAAGAUGAGAAGACAUCUGAGGAUAAAGAAAGACAAGAGCUCCAAGUAUGGUUGCGUUACGUCUGUAUCCAUCCUGACACAGGCAGCAGUUGGCUCUGUACCAGAGCUUGGGAAUAUACUCAAUAGCUUCAUUCUGUGCUUGUUUCUGUACCUGUCUCCACCGGAAAUUUGCAAUUUGUCCUGGCCAAAUCGAGCGUUUAUAGGCACCGCGUCCUUGGAUUUCGUGGAGGAGGCAAAGUAAGCGUCUGCUUAUUGGAAGUUGCCAGUGCUUUCUUCUUCACAGAGAUCAAAAGUGGAGCCAUUAGGAAAUUCUUCUCUGGAUUAAUCCAAGAACUGUGAGUCAAAUGGGAGAUUCAAGGAAUGGUCAUAUUCAGCCUGCUUUUCCAGUUUGCACUUCUUUGGUUUGGCAAUUGUUGGAGACACCAAGGCAAAUGUUCUCAUUAUGUUGCUAUCUUUGCUUGGUUGUCAUAAUUAGCGGCAGAUUGGAUAACCACUGUUGCCUUAAGUGUACUCCUCAAGGUCAAAGUGAAGGAGCUAACCAGCGAACUGGUUGUGUU
Molecule: messenger RNA, 1029 nt
Organism: Rubroshorea leprosula
Lineage: Eukaryota; Viridiplantae; Streptophyta; Magnoliopsida; Malvales; Dipterocarpaceae
Source: the annotation of a GenBank genome assembly